AUGGGGCAUUACUUCCUUAAAGCAAGUCUAGGACAAUUACAGAUAUUAUUUCUGAUUGUCCUGUUAUUUCUCACGACAAUAGAGUGUGAUAUUAAACCACGACCACUGCCAAAACAACUGAAAUUAUGUCUAAAAGACAGAUUUGCUGAAGAUCCUUCAGCAAGAGAAGAAGACAUAAGCACAUCCUGUAUGUUAGAGUUCAUGUGGUUACAAAAGGAAAAUUGUGAGGUAGUUUCACCAGGAACAGUAGUGUGGCUUUCAUCUUUGGUUAGAAAGUUCGCUUCGAGCUCAAUAAGAAAGGACUCUACUAGACACAAGAGACAAACUACUGGUGGAACUCCUAGAAAAAGAAAAGAAUAUAGGAUGUUAAGUGACAACGAACGACAGGAAUAUCACGAUGCUAUAAAUCAACUCAAGAAUGACAGGUCUUUGACUCCAAAUAAAUAUGAUGCCUUAGUAACAUAUCACCAGAACGCAAGUAUAGGAGCUCAUGGUGGACCAGCUUUCCUGGCAUGGCAUCGUUACUUUUUGGUUCUUUACGAGUUGGCCUUGCAAGAAAAAAAUCCAAAUGUAAUGUUACCGUAUUGGGAUUCAACAUUAGAUUCAGCAAUGUCAGAUUCAACCGAUUCAGUUUUGUGGACACGGGAAUUUGCAGGCAAUGGGAGAGGCAAUGUUGUUACUGGGCCUUUUGCUGGGUGGGAGUACAAUAAUAGUCCACUAACGCGAUCAGUAGGUGCCGGAAGAUUGAUGGUUAGACGAUCGACGAAUAGACUUAUAAGAACCAGAAGAAGCUACAGGUAUUUCGUUUUACAACUUGAACAAGCCCAUAACUGGGUUCAUUCCUGGGUUGGCGGGAAUAUGAGGAGCAUAGAACGGUCCCCAAGUGAUCCAAUGUUUUACAUGCAUCAUGCUUUCAUUGAUUGUGUAUGGGAACAAUAUCGAAAUUUGCAGAAUAAACGACGUCGACAAGGCAAAAGCUUUCAGGAUCCGGAAGAAUACCCUUUAGUUAGAGCGUUUGAAAGACCUUAUCACAACAGGGAAACAGUUAUGCAAUUACCACUCCUUAGGAAUCAGUCUCUAACGAAUGGAGAUGGAUAUUUAAACUUCUGGACAGAUGAAUACUACACUUAUGCCCCACUUCCAUGGUGUGGUAAUAUAAAACCUGACUGUGGGUCGAAAUGGCUACGAUGUGAUCUCUUGUCGAAAACAUGUGUAUCGAAAGGAUCGGUUGCUAUAGAACCACAAAUAACACCAGAGAGAUUUUUUCGAGUAGCAGAAAUUGUAGCACCAGAACCAUCACAAUCUUCAGCACCUAGAAUAGACUUACGUCGCACUGUAAGAUUAUCCCAUGAUGCUUCAGUAUCGUCUAAAUCACCCGAACCCGUUGGAACUACAAACCUAACCGAAUCAUCUGAAGAUGUAACGGAAUGGGCUAAAAGUGUAUCAAAGGAAUCAUUUUAUCGUGUACUUGAGAGGAUAUCGCUAUCAGAUAGCAGUGUUCCGUCCCGGAGCGCACUUAUUAAUAACAGUCCAAGCAAAUUUACACCCUCACAAAAGCGACACCCUGUAAAGCAAGCCUCAUUUGAAAUUAUUGAAACAAAGCCAGUAUCGGUGGCCAAUAUGACCAUGGAUGAUUUUUACAUACCUGAAGAGCAGAAACCAUGCGCGGGAUUACCAACACAAAAUACAUUUUUAUGCGGCUGUAGAGCAAAUACAGAAUCAUGGGUAUUCAUACCAGUACAGGUUGUUCAUUUGCGACAAGGGGACAUAAUUUAUGAUUCUCAUCCUGUUAAUGCACAAGGAAAUAUAGUUGAUGAUGAAGACAUAUUUUCUUAUGGUAAAAAACUUCCUUUUACACCAGGUUUACAAACUAAGUAUAAUUCAACAGAAAAACCGUGCUAUCAAGAUAAAUCAGGACUAACCAAAGUAAAAAUUGCAGCUUUUGGGAUUACUUAUAACGGAAUGUAUGAAGACCAUGUAUUUCUUGAUAACAGACCAUCAGUAUCGAAAGCAGUUACUUAUAUAGCAGUCAAAAGACCAAGCUACAAGCCAAUAAACACUUUUAUUAUAGCGUCAGAUGAAUGUGGAAAAGUUUGCCAGCCUAUGAUUAUUGCAAAACAACAUAAACAUAGGUAUCCUUUAUAUCGAAAGUUUACAGGUGCUGUCAUGGUUACGUUAAAAAGGCCAGUGUAUCACAGCAAUACCUACCGCGGCGCAGAAGCCUUGGUUUGGAACAACAAGAAAAUACCUUAUCAAAACGAAAACCAUAUUCCAAUUGUAUUUUACUGUACUCAUGGAAACGAAAAACCAUGGUUUCAAUAA
Molecule: messenger RNA, 2322 nt
Organism: Mytilus californianus (California mussel)
Lineage: Eukaryota; Metazoa; Mollusca; Bivalvia; Mytilida; Mytilidae
Exons: 4
Coding region: 1-2322 (773 amino acids)
Molecular function (GO): oxidoreductase activity
Source: RefSeq, a predicted model, not a curated record